Molecule: messenger RNA, 1109 nt
Organism: Vigna radiata var. radiata (mung bean)
Lineage: Eukaryota; Viridiplantae; Streptophyta; Magnoliopsida; Fabales; Fabaceae
Product: glutaredoxin-C6
Exons: 1
Coding region: 203-592 (129 amino acids)
Source: RefSeq, a predicted model, not a curated record
AUUGUAGAAAAUGAGAAAACAGUAGUUUGUGAUGUAAGGAAGCACGAUUUGGGGUGUGUGAUUUUUAUAAAAUAAAAAGAGCCUCAAACUCGGUUCCAAUUGCCUUCUCUUUUCUUUGUUAUGUAUUGAGUUUCUCACAGAUAUAUUACAGCAGAAACACUGUCUUUUAUCUUCUCCUGUUGUACUGCAGAAAAUCUCACAGAUGCAAGGAAUAGGAGCAGGAUUUGUGAGUUCAAACGAGGUAGAGCUGAGUCCCACUAUGAGUAACUCGUCCUCACUGUCCAUGGAGCUAGACGAGUCUACCGAGACCAGGAUCCAACGCCUCAUAUCGGAGCAUCCGGUCAUCAUCUUCACCCGAUCCUCCUGCUGCAUGUGUCAUGUCAUGAAGAAUCUCUUAGCCACCAUCGGUGUUCAUCCCACCGUCAUCGAAUUAGAUGAUAAUGAGAUCGCCGCCCUUCCCCUCCCAGACACCAUCGCCCCUGCAGCAUUCAUUGGCGGCACCUGCAUCGGUGGCCUUGAAUCCCUUGUCGCACUCCAUGUCACCGGCCACCUCAUUCCUAAACUCGUCCAAGUCGGCGCUCUCUGGGUAUGACACAACCCAACCAACCACUAUCACCUAUCCAUAUUCCCAAACUACAUUCCAUUGUCUCAUUCCUCUCUCUUUAUAAUUCUCUCCUUAAUUAAUCUUUAUAUAUGUUAUGCUAUGCAAUUGCUAGUUAGUACCUAGUAUUAUUAUUAUUAGUAUUAGUUUUAAAACCAAGAAACAUGGCUAAUUGUAUAAUUUAGGGUUGUGAAAUGAAAUCUCAAUUUGUGUUUGAGUGUUGUUAAUGAAACUUUUCCUUUGAUGGACAUGGCAUCCGGUGAUAAUAACAAUAACAUUAAUUUGUCUUGAAUGCGUUAUCCAGUAGAUUGAUCGGGUCCGUAGAUUGGUCCCAUUGACAAUUAUGAAGCAAUCGGGACCGUAGAUGGAGCGGUGACUUUGUCAGUUUGCUUCGGGAAUCCUAAGCUUAUCUCUUCUUCCUUUUACCUUAUAUGUAAAAUUAUUAGUUUCCAGGUUAAAAUCAUGGCAGUUUGUUUUUAUAUACCUAGUAUGCUUUUAUCUUUGUUCA